Messenger RNA from Symbiodinium natans, 2058 nucleotides. NCBI's taxonomy places the organism in Eukaryota, Dinophyceae, Suessiales, Symbiodiniaceae. The record is from the annotation of a GenBank genome assembly.
AUGCGACCACAGGAUUGGAGUGCCAAAGAUAUGCCUGUCAAAAUCGUUGACAGCAUUGAGGGGUUGAGCGACUCGCUUGAUGAGAAUAAGACACAGCGCUUGGUCUACACCACUUCGAGGCCUUCCGACGCCAUGGAGGCCCUCGACUUGUUGAAUGGUGACCCAGCAGCAAAAGGAGUAGUUUUCCUUCAGGGAAAUGGUGGGCUCGACAGUGCGACUUGGCCCAAGGUCAGCAAAGCUAGGUAUGAAAAAGUUGCCGGACAGCUUGGGACACGCUUGCAGCCUCGCAAAGGGUGGCUAUGGCUAGUGGGCGAUGUUACAGAUUCAAAGGCGAGGACAUGCACUGGCACACCGUAUGUGGCGAAGCCUAGGACUGAUUCGACAGUUGUUCUACGGUUCGUUGCUGAGAAGAAGUACAAUGAAGAGGCAUGGGCCAAGCUCAGCAAGGGCGCGACAAAAUGUCUCAGAGAUUGGUGUCUGUCAGCUACCCCUUUCGCAGCUCAGGGAUGUCAUGACACUUUUGCUUUUGAGAUCAUUGACCAGAAGAUGAUCAAGGGACUGAUGCGAGUGGACAAGGACAAACUUGCUUAUGCUUUGCUGGCAGAAUCGGGAGCUUGCUACUCUCGAUGUCGUUGGUUCGUGGAGAAGGUGGGACCGUUAUGUUCUGAAACUUCAGUGCAGUGGAUUCCGAGCAAACCCGACUGCAAUGAGACCUGGAUUCAGUACAUUGACAGAUGUCGAGGCUUGGCAGGCUCCAAAGGCCUUGUGAGAGGAAGGUAUCAGCUUGGAUACAGGAUCCCAAAUUCCGAGUUUCAACACGCUGAUGUGGUUUCCAAGUGGGUGGUUGAAGGAUUGCCAAAGACAUUUUUGGUUCAUGAUGUCAUUGAUUUCCUUUCUUCACUCCAUUUUGGGGCGAUAGAGGUCGUCGAGAAGGGUUGGCGCCGACAAGGGAGUGCAUGGACUGUGCGAGCCAGCAGGAAUGACCGUGAAGAAUUGAUCCAAGGGUCAAUAAUGGAAGAUGGCGAAGAGUAUGACAUCUCGAUCAUCAAAGCAGUUCGUCGUAAAGUGGAUCGCUCAGUAAGAGUUCCUCUGAAGUCUGGAAAGGUCAGAUAUGGAGAGGCUAUGAAAGAUCGUGCCAAAGAUUCCAGAGGCCCUGUUGCGCCCAAGGGAGUGGCUUUGCCCGAUUCUGCUCCUCCUGCUGGGAAGUCGGGUGCGACCCCUGGCAAGAGUAAAACUGAAAAGAAUGCCAACGCCGAGCAUCAGCCUUCGACUCAGGGACGUGGUGCCGGUAAGGAUGCCAAAGAGGACAAGGAUCGUUCUCGGUCGCCGAAGAGGGAUGCAAACCAAGAUGAGCAGAUGAGCGAAUGGACAAUGGGAGGCAGGAAGGUGGCAAAUGCUGCUGACGGAAAUUGCAUGUUUUAUGCAUUCGCCACCUAUUUGACCAGCCGUGGCCAGAAGAAGCGGACCCACAGACAGCUGAGGGCCUGGUUAUGCAGCAAUCUUCGAGAUAACUUGGAUUCGUGUGACAAGAGAUGGGACAAAACGGAUCACAAGGGAAUGCCGACAUCCAGGGACUUCAGUUGGUUCUUUGUGCUCUUUCUUUGGGGCCCAGAAGAGAUGGAGGUUCGAAAGGAUGAAGUCAACGUCCUGCGGAAGGCCAAGCUUGUUGGGAAUGACCAGGAGCUUCUUACACAAGGAUGGGAAAGACAAGGAGACGUCGUCAUCUUCUACCUGAAGGUGCCGGACGGUGAUGUCUCGUCUCUUCUGGCCAAGUCUGGCGUAGACAAGCCCGUCUUCUUGACUCAGUUGGCAAGAGACAUCUCCAAGCAGGCGCCUGUCAAAUUGAUCGCAGCAGAAAAUGGUGAGGAAGGCACAAAAUACCUUGCCCGAGUACAAGCACUUGCAAAAGAAAAAGGCACCAGCUUGGCUUUCAGACGUGGAGGAGGCAGCUUCCUUGGGUUGCGUCUGGAAAAAGAAGAGGAGGGCACUGUUCAGCCCCUUUCCAUUGGGGACCUGGGAAAGUUUCGCAGGUCCUCACUGACCAGAACUGGCGGUUAG